Molecule: messenger RNA, 5475 nt
Organism: Aphis gossypii (cotton aphid)
Lineage: Eukaryota; Metazoa; Arthropoda; Insecta; Hemiptera; Aphididae
Product: diacylglycerol kinase eta-like
Exons: 26
Coding region: 252-4613 (1453 amino acids)
Biological process (GO): intracellular signal transduction; lipid phosphorylation; diacylglycerol metabolic process
Molecular function (GO): ATP-dependent diacylglycerol kinase activity; protein binding
Source: RefSeq, a predicted model, not a curated record
AGUACACAGUCGCGUCUCGGUCCUGAUCCAGUGGCGUUCCAGACUCACAGACGUCGGCUCUUUCACCUCGUACAUAUUACAUGCAAUAUUAUAAUAUAUGUGCACUGGUUUUUCGCUGUAUAAUGAGUCGUAAUGCCGUUUUUCCGAUACCGGUCGAACGAAAAUAUGAGUACUCAUCAUUGGGAUGGUCGGUAUUUCGGUGACCAAGCUCAACGCUUGGCAAAUUUGAAUAACUCUGCCUAUUGUACAUCAUGGAAGACUGGAUGGCAGCAUUAAAAGUUACAGCCAGCAGAGAUAUUUUAAAUCAGCCAAUCGGUGUGGAUUUAAAUGAUUUUCUGUCUGGAAAUCACUCAUGGCAUACUACAUCUCAUGCACGCCCAACAUAUUGCAAUAUCUGUCGAGAGCAGCUCUCAGGUGUUACAUCUCAUGGAUAUAGUUGUGAAGUAUGUAAGUGUAAAGUACAUAAAAGAUGCGUGGACAAGGCGAUCAGCAACUGCAAGUGGACUACAUUGGCUAGUGUUGGGAAAGACAUAAUUGAAGAUAAACAAGGGAAUAUUUUAAUGAUACACCAAUGGAUGGAAGGAAAUUUACCUGUUUCUUCCAAAUGUGCAGUCUGUGAUAAAACUUGUGGAUCAGUUUUAAGGCUUCAAGACUGGAGAUGUUUAUGGUGCAAAGCAACAGUACAUACUGCAUGUCGCCCUAAACAUACAAUUAAAUGUCCACUGGGAUCCAAUAGAUUAAGUGUUGUGCCACCUACAGCUAUACAUUCUGUUGGUAGUGAUGAUUCUUUAGAAGCAAUCCAACCCCAUGGAUGUUCUCCAUUAUUGGUAUUUGUCAAUUCUAAGUCUGGUGACAAUCAAGGUAUAAAAUUUCUUAGACGGUUCAAACAAAUAUUGAAUCCAGCACAAGUAUUUGAUCUCAUUGGUAAUGGCCCUGGACCCGGGUUAAGGUUGUUUAGACAUUUCAAUCCGUUCAGAGUAUUAGUAUGUAGUGGUGAUGGUUCUGUUGGUUGGGUACUUUCCGAAAUUGAUAGGCUAAACAUGCAGGUGCAGUGUCAUGUCGGUGUACUACCUUUAGGAACUGGUAAUGAUUUAGCAAGAGUAUUGGGUUGGGGCGCAUCUUGCGACGAUGAUGCUCAUUUACCCCAAAUAAUGGACAAAUAUGAACGAGCCAGUACCAAGAUCCUUGACAGAUGGAGUAUAAUGGUAUAUGAACGUAGCAUUGACAUUGGUAGUGGCACGAAACUCACAAUGAAUUCUGGGGUACAAGAGGGUAUUAGUUUAGAAUCAGCCAUAUCCACGUACUACAAUUAUAUUAUGUCUAAUUUGAACAUUAUUUUGCAAACUGAUGAACACGAAAUAAUUGUUAACACAGCCAAAGUGUUAUGUGGUACUAUCAAAGAUUUUAUUGUAUGCAUAUCAGAAAUUAGCAAUGUUAUCGGCAAUACUGAAUUCAAUGAUAUGCGCCAAGAUUUAAAGUAUAAAUUAGAUAAAUUUUUAAAACUUCUUCAAAAAGAAGAAUUUAAAAUAACAUAUCAGACCAAAAUCGAAACAGUACAUAAUAAUGAUUUAAAUGAAGAAAACAUGCAAAUUAAUAUUGAUAAAUUAACAAAUAACAACGAAAAAGAUACUGAAAAUAAAGCCAUCAAAAAAAUGUAUAAAAAGAAAUUACUUGAAAGAGCUAAUAGCCUUAAAAAAUCAGUUACAAAAUUAAUUGAACAUUCUGGCAAGACAACUUUUCCUUCUACUAUUUCAACUACACUUCCUACGUCACAACUGCUGUCACCAAGCAUCGAUAAUAAUUUGAACCUUCAACAGCUAACUCCUACAUCUAUUGCCAAUCCUAUAUCGAUUUCUCCUUUACCGAUGUUAAGAAGAGAAUCAUCGUGUUCAACAGAAUUAAAUAUUGAAUCAUUACCUGCACCUGUGGAAUUUUCUGAUUGCCGCCAGGAAAUAGUUUUGGAUGAUCAAAAUGCUGUGAUGUCUGAAGAAGAUACAAGUACAUAUCAAACUUCACAGUAUGAUGAUUUGAAUAGUUAUUGUCAAAUAUACGAAACUGAUAAAUUAAAAAAUGAAUAUAAAGAUCAAAUUUGUGAAUCACUAAAAACAUAUCCAGCAUUUAAAAUAAGCGAAGAAGAAUCUUUAGGGAAUAUUUGUCAUAUUGAUUCGUCUGAAGCAUCAGAUGAGAUACCAGAUAGCUAUAAAAUGUGUGACAAUAAGUGCCAAGCCUCUUCGUCUCGUUAUAGUUUUCGGCAAGCAUGUCGAGGACCAUUUUCACGUCAUCAGCCCAAAUUUAAUUUUGGUGUAAACGAGUGUAUGGAAUCUGAUGUAGAUGUAUCCAAUUUAAUAUCAUCAUCCCCAGAAGAUGAAGAAAGUGAUGACUUUCGUAAAGAGCUUAUAUUUGUAGAAAAUAGUUCUAAGAAGUGUAGUAUUGCACAUUUCAUUGAGGGAAAUGACAUUGCACGAAGAUCAAUUAAAUGUCGUCAUCUUAAUAAGACAUAUAGUGACAUGGAAGCUGAAAUUGAAUUAGGGUUUAAAAACAUAACUAAGGAACCAGAAAAAUGUAGUGUCAAUGUGGGCUUAGAAGUACCAAAUGAAUCAAAAUUUGAUCCGCAUAAAAAUGAAAUAAAUGUCAGAAUUCAAGGUUCUAAUUGUAAUUUAAGUACAAAUGGUGAUAAUUCAUACCUACUUCAAGAUACUAAACCAGUGAGUGAUGUUUUUGAUGCUGCUGCUGCUGCUGUUGAUGAUGAUGAUGAUGAUGAUGAUGAUGAUGAUGAAUUGCAUAGUUUCAAAGGAUUAAAAAGAAGUCAAACAAUGGCUGGUCCAGCUGUGGUAAUCAAUCCUCCUUCUCCCCAAAAUUUCUCUCCCAAUAAAUUGUGUGAUGUUGAAGAGUCACAUCUGGAUUGUAGAAGAAAUAGUUUUGAUAGUUGUCGGAGACUUUCUGCAGCGUCACCUAUCAUGUUGAAUGCUUCACCUUUGCGAUCUUCACAUAGAAUUUCUAGUAGUACAGCAUUAAAUAAUAGAAAUCCUUCACCUACACCAUGCUCAGUACAUAAUUAUACAUCGUUUAAACGUAAUAAACAUUUACCAAUCAUUAAUCCAUUGGUUACUUUACCUACUUGGCCUAAUGUAACAGAAUCAAGCUUAAUAAGUCAAGUGUUAUUGGCUAAUGCUGAUGCUCUGUGUGCUCCUGCUGUGCCUUUGAUGGACCCCGAUGAGACACUGCUAGAAGGAUUUUUUGAAAAAUGCAUUAUGAAUAAUUACUUUGGUAUUGGCAUAGAUGCCAAGAUCUCAUUAGAUUUUCACCAUAAACGGGAAGAACAUCCAGAAAAAUGUAGGUCACGGACUCGAAACUAUAUGUGGUAUGGAGUAUUAGGAAGCAAACAGUGGUUACAGAAAACCUAUAAAAAUUUGGAUCAAAGAGUUCAAUUAGAAUGUGAUGGACAAAGAAUUCCACUUCCUUCAUUACAAGGAAUUGUAAUACUUAAUAUUCCUAGUUUCAUGGGCGGUACUAAUUUUUGGGGUGGUACUAAAGAAGACAGAGUCUUUUUAGCUCCCAGUAUUGAUGAUAGAAUAUUAGAAGUAGUUGCUGUGUUUGGAACUAUCCAAAUGGCUGCAUCACGUUUAAUAAACUUACAACAUCAUCGCAUUGCCCAAUGUACUACUGUGCAAAUUAAUAUUAUGGGUGAUGAAGGGGUACCAAUACAAGUAGACGGUGAGGCAUGGGUACAGCCUCCUGGAAUGAUUCGUAUAAUUCACAAAAACAGAAUGAAAAUGUUAUGCAGAAAUAAGGCACUUGAAUUGUCACUAAAAUCAUGGGAAGAAAAACAAAAACAAAUUAAACAUCAAAGUAAACGCGCACACAGCCAAUCACUUUGCAGAUUUACUCCUUUAAGUCAAGAUGAAUGGACUAUUCUAAACGAAUUUUUAGAAGCCACAAAAAACUUAAUUGAGCUGAUUAGAGAAAUAUUACUUAAACAAAAAUUAUUUAAAGGAGAUGAUGUGAAAAAGUUAACAGAUAUUACUAAUGAUAACGUAAAAAAAAUCAGUAUCAUUGAACAUGAGACUAAGGAAAAAGAGUUACGAUCAGUAGCAACUGAUAUUGUAUUAAGUACAAAAUGUUUACAUGAAGAAACACUAACUAUGAUCAGAAAUGCAGGAAAUGUUUUUGAUGGAAAAUUUGUAGUUAAACUGUCGUUGGCAUUUAACAAACUUGAAAUUGAAUUUAAAAAAUGUCUAAUAUCAUCAAAAGAUUCUGAAGGAGAUUAUGAUUCAUCAUCAUGUUAUGUUUAUUUCCUCAACAAUACUUAUGAAUCGGAUAAGUUGUGCCGUAAAGGACAGUUUUGGCAAAAGUUAUGGAAAACUAAUGUAAUAUCAUCAAAACCACUCAGUCAAGAUAUAUCUAACUGGAGCAUAGUGGAGGUGGGAAUUUGGCUUGAAUCAGUCCAGUUGGGAGAAUACAUAGAAGUAUUUGCCAACAAUGAUAUUCGAGGCAAAGAAUUAUUGAACUUAUCACGACGUGACCUUAAAGAAAUUGGCAUGACUAAAGUAGGGCACUUAAAACGCAUACUUAUGGCUGUUAAAGAAUUAGGCACGAUCCAUGAAAAUCAUUAAAAUUAAUUGAGGUGAAGUAUUCAAUAUUUUAGCUAAAAUAUACAUUAUAUAAAUGUAUAUUUAUACAUAUAUAUUUUAUAGAAGCUUUUACAUUUUUUUUACAGAAUAUAUUAUUUAUUUUAUAUUAAAAUACUUUCUUAACAUACAGUGAAAGGUAGUUUCCAAUAUCUCAAAUCUUAUAUCUUGAGCUUAAUGAAGCUAAUUUAUAAACCUAAACACAAAAUAUUAAUUAGAAUAGUAAUCAAGAACAAAACCAUCUAUUUAAAUGAUGUUCCUAAGUUAUAAUACAUAUUAUUGCAUAUCUAAUAGGUAUACAACAUUAUUAUACAAUUCUAUUUAUGCAUAAUAUGUUGAUUUAUUUUAAUUUUUUUUUUUUUUAUGAAUACCUGUUAUAGAUUAACAUAAUUUGUUACUUUAUAUUGGUAUUAGGCAUGGAUAUAAUAAUGGGAACACAAGUUAUAGCCCUCAAAAUCCAUAAUCAUUAUAUUAGUAUUUGAGUACAUUCUUUUAACAUAAUUUUCAAUUUUCUAUUACAUUCAUUUUUAAUUAAUUAUUGAGUACAAAAAUUCAAUGAUAUAAUUUGUGGGAUACAAGGGCGUGCAUGUGCAUCUAUUAAAGGCAAGCAUAGUGAUUGGCUUUGAUAUCAUGCUACAUUGCUACUAGGUUAUUAGCAUCCUAUAGCAUAAUACAAAUUUACUUAUAAAAAUACUAUUAUUUACACAUAUACUCCAAAUUUAAUUCCUGGAUCUCUACCUGCCAUGUGUAUAAUCAGUAAGUGUCUGUCAAUAUUUUAAUGAUGGACAUUAUUAGUUUUAUGUUUAUGGGUAAAUUAUGUUAAAUUUAAAACAGGAAUGACAAAGAC